AUGUCAAAAAACAAUAUGUACCGUAUGCUCGUCUUACUAGAGGACGAUACCAAAAUAACUAAAGAAGAUGAAAAAUUCAUCAAAGGUAAGCCAGGGAAAAUGCAUGAAUUUGUCGAUGAGUUAAUGUUACCAUUUCAGGUUGAUGAACUAGACGAACUAAACGUUUGGUUUGAUAAAUUUGACGCUGAAAUUUGUAUACCGAACGAAGGUCAUAUUAAAUAUGAAAUUAGCAGUGAUGGUUUAAUUGUACUUAUGCUAGAUAAAGAAAUUGAGGAUGUUGUCGAAAAGGUAAAGAAAUUCGUCGAAGAAAAUGUCUGA
Saccharomyces eubayanus is the source of this 318-nucleotide messenger RNA. RefSeq lists its product as uncharacterized. Lineage: Eukaryota; Fungi; Ascomycota; Saccharomycetes; Saccharomycetales; Saccharomycetaceae. The transcript has a single exon. The record is from RefSeq and is a predicted model, not a curated record. Bases 1 to 318 code for a protein of 105 amino acids.